Molecule: messenger RNA, 1272 nt
Organism: Mya arenaria
Lineage: Eukaryota; Metazoa; Mollusca; Bivalvia; Myida; Myidae
Product: ribonuclease P protein subunit p25-like protein
Exons: 7
Coding region: 433-1203 (256 amino acids)
Biological process (GO): tRNA 5'-leader removal
Cellular component (GO): ribonuclease MRP complex
Molecular function (GO): RNA binding
Source: RefSeq, a predicted model, not a curated record
CACUGUACUGAUGGUCGUGAAAGGUGUGUACUGCUCCGGUUCGCGGUGCGGUUGUGUUGUCUGUUUGUGUUGGGUUCGGGACUUCGUAGCUUCUUAAAAUCAUAAAUAUUUUCAUAAAGUAAUAGAGGAAAAAAAAUAUAUGCCUUUUCUUAUUUAGUAUCUUUUAAGGCCACAACAACGGAUUUUGCCAGGAAAAGGUGCGGCAAAUGCGACGAAAAAACAAUGAUCAACUUGUUGUGGCCUAAAGCAAAACCUAUUGGAUUUGUUAGAAAAGAUAUAUUCGAACUUGUCAACAAUUAAAUAUAAUUACUUGCUUUCUCUAGUCGCCAUUAAUCGACAGUAGUCGAUAAUAUUGCAGGAAGGGGUUUUCGACUUCGCUGAAUUCUUCAUGGAGAAAUUCUCAGAACGAAAAGUUGAUGACAACUGAUAGUAAUGGAAAACUAUGAAAAGGGUGAAGUAAAAGAAGUAGAAGAUAGCCCAGUUUUCCACCUGGGAGAGAGUGAUGUCUUCAUGCGGGUUUCGGGAGGAAGCAAGAUUCGUAAUGUGAUGGGCUAUGCCAUGAAAAAAAUAAAGGAACCAGAGGUAAAACAGGUCUGCUGGACAGGGAGUGGAAAGGCAAUAACAAAGACAGUCUCAUGUGUGGAAAUUAUGAAAAGAAAGGUCAAGGGCUUACACCAGGUCACAAAGCUCCGAUACAGAAGGGUGGAGGAAUACUGGGAGCCAAAGCUGGAAGGAUUAGAAAGGCUGAAGGUCAACAGGGACAUACCUGCCAUAUCUAUACUGUUGUCUAAAGAACCACUGGAUAAAAAUGAACCUGGAUAUCAAGCACCUGGGUCGUUCGAUGAAUUCUGGAAGGAAGUUGUAGAUAAGGACAAAUCUAGGGGAAGUUCCACCAGGAAAAAGCUUCUCAGUGAAGGAAAAUCUGACCAUAGACAGACUGAUAGUGGGGAUCGAUCGAAAAAAUCUUGGAAAAAGCGGAAAGGCGAUAAAAAAAAAAGUGCUGGUGAUCAGGGAAGAGAAUAUAAUGGGGAUAAUAAGAAUGCAAGAGACAAGGGGCAUAGACAAAAGACAGGGGGAAAACAUGGUGGAGGUCGUGGUGGGUCUAACAGUGCAGGUGGUACUGGUAAUAAGGACCAAAGAAGAACUGAUAGUGCGAGUGGUGGUGCUGAAAGUCAUGACAUGGAAGUUGAUAACACAUUGUAAUGGUAGCUAUUGUUUUACAUGUAAAUAGUUGUGUCAUAAUAAAUCGUUAAAGAGUAAACACUGGAAGUA